UCAGUAUAUAAGAACCCAAGAAUGGGACAAAUCCUUGUCAGUGGAAUUUUGGAGGACCUCGAGGAAUCAGGAGAAAGUUUGAAGCCAUGCCAUGGAGUGGUUUUUUUACAGGGUGUUCAAUCAUCGGACUCCUUGCCGUCUUUGUCUCAGUGAACUCCGAAUCCCCUGCUCAAGAGACCCUCGACUUGAAAGACAACGAAUCCAACCUGAAUCCCUUAUUGGUGAAUCACGUCUUGCGGGUCAAAAAACCUUGCAAAUCUAACCUCGACAUAGACAUGAACCUCGAUGCUCCGAAAAUACCUCGAUCUAAACGAUACGCUUAUGAUGAGGGUAUGGAGGAAUCCGACAAUCUGUCUCCUUGGAACGCUGUCUUUCCCCGGCGAGGUAGUCGGAAUGAUGCUCUUCGGCACGCCCUCAGGAUCAAACGCGUCAAUGACAUGUUUAGCAAACACGCCCUCCGGGUGCGCAAGGCCUCCUCUCGCGCCCGAGGGUAUGCUCUUCGAGUUAGGAGAGGGGACACUAUUGACCCAAGCGUCGACGAUUACACUGACUUCAUGGAACCUACUUUCCGAGGACAAACCAUGACAUCAGACCUUCUUGGCUCUAACUAAUGGACAAGAUAAAGUUAUAAUGAUAUAAGAUUAAUACUACAUGUACAAAGUCAACUAACAUAAUACAUCAUAUUUAUUCAUAUUCGUCACUCUUUGGUUGGUGGAGGAAGAUGAAGUUGUUCUUUCAUGAAUGAAAAAAUAGGCGAAAGAAUGUGCCAAGCUUUCAAAGUGGGACAUUAGUUCCUGACUGAUUAAAAUGUGAAAUGUUCAGAAUGGAUAGUAUAAUUUGACUAAGUUCUGUUGCUCUGGGGAGAAGCUGUAAAGAGUUUGAAAUAUAAAUCAUGCCAAAAAGUGA
Messenger RNA from Tigriopus californicus, 906 nucleotides. RefSeq lists its product as uncharacterized. The transcript is spliced from 3 exons. NCBI's taxonomy places the organism in Eukaryota, Metazoa, Arthropoda, Copepoda, Harpacticoida, Harpacticidae. Bases 87 to 611 code for a protein of 174 amino acids. The record is from RefSeq and is a predicted model, not a curated record.